Artibeus jamaicensis (Jamaican fruit-eating bat) is the source of this 1181-nucleotide messenger RNA. RefSeq names its product ATPase H+ transporting V1 subunit G2 (gene ATP6V1G2). NCBI's taxonomy places the organism in Eukaryota, Metazoa, Chordata, Mammalia, Chiroptera, Phyllostomidae. The coding region runs from base 91 to 447 and encodes 118 amino acids. Gene Ontology annotation, cellular component: vacuolar proton-transporting V-type ATPase complex. The record is from RefSeq and is a predicted model, not a curated record. The transcript has 5 exons. Gene Ontology annotation, biological process: proton transmembrane transport. Gene Ontology annotation, molecular function: proton-transporting ATPase activity, rotational mechanism.
GCUUUGUGCUUGUUCUGAAGUUGACGGGCAGCUUUGGGUCUGGUCUCUGCUGCCGCCCAGCGUUCCUUCUGGGUACUGCCAGAGUGAGAAAUGGCCAGCCAAUCCCAGGGUAUCCAGCAACUCCUGCAAGCAGAGAAACGAGCGGCUGAGAAGGUGGCAGAAGCCAGAAAGAGAAAGGCCAGGCGUCUGAAGCAGGCAAAGGAGGAGGCACAGAUGGAAGUGGAACAAUACCGACGAGAGAGAGAGCAGGAAUUUCAGAGCAAGCAGCAGGCGGCGAUGGGCUCCCAGGGGAACCUGUCCGCCGAAGUGGAGCAGGCUACAAGGCGCCAGGUGCAGGUCAUGCAGAGCUCCCAGCAGAAAAACCGUGAUCGUGUCCUGACCCAGCUUCUUGGCAUGGUCUGCGAUGUCAGGCCCCAGGUCCACCCCAACUACAGGAUUGCUGCCUAGGACAAAUCCUGGAGCCUGUCUUUCCUGCUGGUUCCCUCCCUCAAAGAAAUCCCCAAAUCAAAAUCACCUUCCACCCUAAUCCUACUCUUCAUUUCCUAGAAAUUCUAGGAGGAAGGACCCGAUAACUCUGUGAAAUACAGGUAUACUGCUCAGACCUGAAUGUCCUUUUUUUUUUCAUUUUAUUUUGUUCAAGUACAGUUUUCUGUCUUUUUUCCCCACAGUUUUCUGUCUUUUACUCCCAUCCCAGUCCAUCCCCCCCAUCCUCCCUCCCAUUUCCACCCCUCCCCCCGUUUUUGUCCAUGUGUCCUUUAUACUUAUUCCUGUAUCCUUAUUGUUCUUUAACCUUCACUGGGACCUUGUAAACUCCCAAGUCAUCCUCAGCCAACCCCUCUGUGAAAUUUGUAGAAUGGAGAAGUAGGGAUGUAGAAAACAUCCUGACUCCAGAGCCUCGCAGGCUUGGGUCCUUCUUCUGACCCUGCUACUUGUUGGCUGCUUAACCAGGGCAAACUACUUAACCUGUAGCUUCACUGUCCUCCUCUGCUAUACUGGAACAAUUAUGCCUACCUUCCAGGGUUGCUGCAAUGAUUAGGAAUCAUUCUGCAAAGACCCUAGCAUGGUUUCUGGCAUGUAGUAGCUGUGAUUGAAUUAAUGGCAACCCUGUGAUAUUAUUACCACCCUGUCCACCUAACCACAGCUGUUUUCUCCUCUGUGGCUCUCUGAUUUUACUCACGUAU